Botrytis fragariae is the source of this 249-nucleotide messenger RNA. RefSeq lists its product as uncharacterized. Lineage: Eukaryota; Fungi; Ascomycota; Leotiomycetes; Helotiales; Sclerotiniaceae. The transcript has 2 exons. The coding region runs from base 1 to 249 and encodes 82 amino acids. The record is from RefSeq and is a predicted model, not a curated record.
AUGGAGUAUGAGUCUGAGUAUGACCAUGGUGAUAGCUGGAUACAAGACAUCACAAUUCUAGGAAAAGAGCUUCAGAAUGUAAGAAACGAUAUGGCUAUACCUCCUCAAUUGAAGGUUAAUUUUGGUGGUGAAUCUGACUGGGAAGACUGCAAGUGCGUAUUCAAGGGGAAGAAGGCCGAUUCCUCUAAAGAUUGGUACAAGACCUCAUGUACCAACAAAGAUUCCAAGGGAUUAGAUCCAUAUAAAUGA